Messenger RNA from Nicrophorus vespilloides, 4620 nucleotides. RefSeq lists its product as uncharacterized. The record is from RefSeq and is a predicted model, not a curated record. NCBI's taxonomy places the organism in Eukaryota, Metazoa, Arthropoda, Insecta, Coleoptera, Silphidae. Bases 19 to 4548 code for a protein of 1509 amino acids. Gene Ontology annotation, molecular function: protein binding; kinase activity. The transcript has 15 exons.
CAUGCGCGUACACCAAUCAUGAAGGAUUCCAUUUCAGGUUUGAACAUCAAGAAGUCCAACAUCAGGAUUUGGAUUCAUCAGAGAGACCUGAGCAGUCUGCAGCAGGUCAUCUGGGAGGGUCACGGAAACAGACUUCUGGUGGAGCACAGCAACAAUCCGAGAGUUAAGCGGUUCUUGGAAGCGAUCCCUCAUAUCUUGGGUGUAAUCACCGGAGUGCAUACGGAUGUUAUCAACAACGACUUGGAGGGUUUGAAGGAAAAGACGGCACCUCCAGCUCCCAACACGCUAGUAAUUGCCAAAGAUUUCAACGGUUUAACACCUCUCCACAAAGCUGCGGGUUUAGGUUUGCAGGAAGUUGCGGAAUAUAUCAUCACGCAGAAUCCGAAGAGCGUUGCGCUGGUGGACAACGAGGGUAGAACACCUCUUCAUUAUUCUGUCCUUUCGAAAGAUGGCGGAAAAAUGUUUGAUUAUUUGGUAGAAGCAGGCGCGGACGAAGGAGCUUUAGAUAAUAAAUCGAAAAGCGCAGCGUUCUACAAGACGCGUACGCACGAGCUCGAUUCCAAAGUCUUGCAGGUCAUUCCGGAUUGUCCUCGAAAGGCUAGAGAACAGGCGCCAUUGGAUUGGAGCGUCUUGGGUAUUGCUGCGACACCGACUGAAGAAAUGGCCAAAGUCAUAUCUCCAGCUGAAGAAACCAAUGGCGAGGAAAUAAAUGGUAAUGUGGAGGAGACUAAUGGAAACGAGGAAGAGGAAGUUAAUCAUAAUGCAGAGAAUGGAGAUACCGCGGAGAAUGGAGAUGCAAAAUCGAGUCAUGAAGAACCGGAAGAGAAAGAUGAUCCGGAAGAAGCUGAGAAAGAGGCUAAGGUAGAUGAACCUGCAGCAGAAGAGGAACCAGCUGCGGAAGAAGAGCAUGCGACUACAGCUGAAGAAGAAACUGAACCAGCUCCAAAAGAAGAAGAAAAUGAAGUAGCUCCUAAAGAAGAAGAAUCUGAAGCAGCUCCGAAAGAAGAAGAAACUGAAGAAGCUCCGAUAGAAGAAGAAUCUGAUGCAGCUCCAAAAGAAGAAGAAACUGAAGCAGUUCCGAAAGAAGAAGAAACUGAAGCAGCUCCGACAGAAGAAGAAACUGAGGCAUCUCCAAAAGAAGAAGAUAAUGAAGUAGCAGCUGGAGAAAAGGAAAUUGGAGAAGCAGCCGAAGAGGAAACUCAGCCUCCACAUGAAGAAGAAGAAGAAAAUGAAAAAGAUGACGAAAAUAAAGUUGAAGAAUCAACUGAAAAUCCUGACGAAGAGCCUGAGAAAGUUGACGAUGAAGGAAAGGCAGAAGAUGAAUUGAUAGAAAAUCUGGCCGAGGCGAUCGUUGAAGGCGAAGGAGUGAUCGAGGGCAUUGUGAAUGGAGAAAACGAAAUCGAGUCUGUGAAUGAAGAAGGACAAGGGGCCGCAGAUGAUGGUAAAGACGAUGCGGAAAUAGCAGCGAUGGUGGAGGAGGGAAAUAUGGAGCAUCUAGCUGGAUUGGUUCUAAAUGGUGAAGGUGAACGUUUGAUGGGACACACAAGCGAUAUCCCGGAGCUGCAGUCUUUUUUAGACAACGUCACAGUUUACAUGUCUAAAAUUAAUAAGAUUCACUUGGCUGCAAGAGACGGUAGCUUGAAGGAGCUGCAAGCCGCAUUGGAUAGACGCAAGUUUGCAAUCGCCAAAGAUAAGAUUUCUCCAAACGGAGCUUCUCCUUUGCACGUGGCUAUAGUCUUUGGGAACACGAGCAUCGUUCGGUAUUUAGCAGGAAGAUUUCCAGAAACUGUUGGUGUCACAGACGAUAAUAGCAGAUCACCUCUUCACUACGCAGCUGUUGUUCCUGAUAACGGACACUACUACAAUCUUUUGGUUCAUUUAGGAGCCAACACCAGAGCGGAAGACAAGUUCGGGAAUACACCCGAGUUCUACAGGGUCAACUCGAGCGAUUUCAAUCACAACAACUUGCUGCGCGAUUUCGGAGCAGAGGUCAUUUCCGAAGAGAUGCUUUCAGAUAAAGUUCCGGACGACUGCGAAUCAGCGAGGAAAGAACUCGACGAUGAGGACAUGAUUGCGGUUUUAGAACGUUGUUACAAUCUGCUGCACGGCAGAAGAAAUUCGAACGCGACAUCAGCCGCAUCCACCGGUACAAUUUCCUCAGCCGUCACCAAUCCAUCGUAUUCCUCGGUCUUGAGCAAACACACGCGAAGAUAUAUCUUUGAUGCGGUCAAAUCUCGCCUCACAAAUUAUGACCACAACCUCUACGACCUGAUCUGGCCGAGCGUGAAGAAGCUCCCCAUCGAACAAUCGUUUCGCAUAAACAUGGACCACGACUUCCCAGCUGGGAUAAUUAUACCGGAUUACUCAUCGUACAAAGUAUUUGCAGAGUUUGUCUUGCCGAUAAUCAAAGAUGUGAAUAACCUUGAUGUGCAUUUAGAUUUGCACGAUCAUCCUGAAGCUACAUUCAGCUCUGCAGUGAGCGAAGAUGGAAGUGUGACUGAAAUUGAUCUUGAUUUGGAUGUGCACGCGAAGCACGUACUUUCUGGAAGUCUGGAAGUAACAAGAAACAUGCAAGAUUAUCAGCUUCCCAAUUACUUGAACGUAGGUGAUCUUGAAGCUGUCGAGAGACAGAUAACAUCUGCUCUUCUCAGCGAUGAAAUUGCUACCACUUUAUAUCCGCACGCAACGCAAGAAGAGAUCCAAGAUAAAGGUAGUGGAACGUACUACACAAUGAAUGAGAUCUUAGAAGAUCCGAGCGAAGCGCGCGUUAUCUUAGCCUCUAACGGCCUGAUGAUUCCUCUUUGGAACAUCCCCGAUUCUGAUAGAUUGCACGGAAAGCAUUGGCCUUACGGAAGAGGCGUCUUCGUGAGCAACAGCUGUAACUUAGCUGUCUGGAUCAACGUUUUGGAUCACUUUCGCUUGAUCACUUGUUCCUCCCAAGCGAAACCAGGGAACGUAGGUCAAAUAUACACUCGAGUCAACAAGCUGAUGAAGUGCUUAUCUGAAAAAUUGGAAUUCGUUCGCGAUGAAAAACUAGGAUUUCUAUCUGCGAGGCCUACAAUCGCAGGAAACACGCUUCAAUUCUGUUUGAACGUGAGAUUUCCGCAUUUAAUAAAGGAGCCUGAAAACCUGAGGCAUCUGUGCCACGUGCGAGGUCUGACGUUUCACAGGAACUCGCAAAGCACCGACGUGGUGAGAAUCGGGAAUCAACAAUGCCUCGGAAUAACGGAGAUACAAACGUUCGAAGAUUUCUGCACAGCCGUUGCCAAUAUAUUGCAACUGGAGAAGGAUCUGGCCAUGUCCAAUUCGAUGCACAUCGCCGCUCUCUUUGUUAACAUGUUCAAAAGGAAAAAGACGAGCGCAAAAAAAAACUUGUUUUCUAUGUACAUAGUGCCAAAUAAUUUAAAUCACGAAACAGUGCCUAAGGACCAAUGCAUCUUAGAUGCUCCAAAUGCGCCAGUAGAAAUGCCUUUUUUCUGCACGGAGGAGGGUAGAUAUUUAGCAUCUUCUCUUGGAGAUCCGCUCAUCAAGGGAUUGACGGAGGUGGCAAACAAAAGACCCGAAGAUCCGAUCGCUUACUUGGCUCAGUACCUUUACAACUUCGCUAACAACAACAAUAACCGCGCCAAAUCCAGAGGAAGAACUCAAGAAAACCAGCAAAUAAUUACAACCGGCUCUCCUGCAAACGUAGACACGAACAACGCUGUUCCUGCAAAUAUCGACGUUGUCACGCUCGAACCUGAAGAGAUGACCAAUCCUGAUGAAUCCGCCUUCAACGCUACCAGCAGAGAUGAACAUGGUCAAAGCAUGUUGCAUUUUGCUGCCGCCCGAUCGCACGGAAGAAACGCCCUUUACCAAUUGCUCACUGAAACUGAAAUCAAUAUUGGAUUUCGCGAUGAGUUGUAUCGCACUGCAAGAGAUAUCAGCAUUCAAGCUAGCAUCCCUGAGAACACAGUGGAGAUCGACAGAUACGUCUUGCAGAUUGCUUCGAAAGGUGACACUGACAAAUUGGUGGAAUUAUUGUUGGAUGGAUACGAUCACAUCAUCGAUAUUAUCGAUGAGGAUGGAAUUCCUAUUAUCGAAGCGGUUGGGAAUGCCGACCAACCGGACACUGUCGCUUUUUUACACUCAAUUUUAGCAUUCGAGGAACGCAGGGAGAGGGUGCACCAUGCGAUUCGGGAGGGAAACAUGGCUGAGAUCAAGGAAAUGCUCGCGGAUGAGAACGAGACAGGAAGCGGAAAGUUGCUGGCAAUCGGGAAGAACAGCUACGGCAGAUGCACACUGCACAUCGCAGUUUUGUGUCAACAAGAAGAGAUCGUUGAUUACUUAGCGAACACUUUUAAUGACACCUUAAGAAUUGGAGAUAACUUGGAGAGGACACCAUUGCACUAUGCUCUUGGCAUCGAGAAGAUCGAAUCAAUUAGUAGGGUCCUCGUGAAGGCCGGUGCAGAGCGAGUAGCGAAAGAUCUGAAGGGUCGUCAACCCACGUAUUACUUCAUGAACAAAUCCGAUAUUCUGCGGCUCCAGGAGGAAGAGGAAACUUUCUAAGCAGCACAAUCAUCGUACAUUUAAAGCACUUGAGUGGCCUUAUCUUGAUAUGCACUUGAUAUUUGUUUUUUG